GAGAAGCACAGAGAGGAAGGCAUAGGUACGUGUGCAUGUGAAACUGCUACUUCAGGGUCCUUAACUGUUGAUUUCAAGAGAAAUCCCAUAUACUGUUCGAUGACACGAGGUUUUUCUUUUUUUUAAGAGAAAAUGCAGAUCGGAUCUUUCACUUUGUCCUAUUCUCUGUAAACGCUGGACUUAUUCAGCGCAAGGGCAAUGGCAUCACAGAGGUGUUUUACCCUGCAUCAAUGCAGCAUGCGAGGUGUUUGAUCACACCGUAAAAGUCCAGUCGGAAUACACAUGUAUAUAUCCCACAUGGAUUAAACAUCUCAGAGAUGACUGGCAGGAGAGUGAUGUGAUCCGUGAACUGGAAAACGCGUUUCUUUAUAAUCACACGGAAAUACUGGCAGGACCCGACUCAUUGAUAUUGCAGGCAUACUUUCUGUCCUACUUGUAUACGCGAUAUAAUAUUUCACAGCCUGUGGCUCUGCGACUCCGAUCAAGGAAUGAAGGACACAAAUAACUGAUCAGGAAUUUAUGUCUUAAGAGGAGCGCUACAAUAAUUUCGUUUUGUGAAAGUCGGAUUUCGGCUAAGCUUCCGAUGAGAAAAGACGUUCAGUUGAAUUUAAAUUGGACACACAUCACCCCCGCCUUUAAUUGAAAUAGUUCUGGGAAAUGAAUUAAAUGCAAAAAGGCAUAAUUUGAGUAAAGUGUGUUUAAUUAUGAGCGGAACACCCCGUUUGAUGGCAGUUAGAUGUAGAAACUGUCAGCUCUCGGAGCUCAUCAACAGGUCGAAAGCGUGAAAAGGCAUAGAAAAAUACAAGCGCUCCAGUUCAAGGGAUGCAUCUCUCUGUGCCGUUUUUUCUGUUGUUAUGGGCUCAAGCCCUGACAUUGAAAAACUUGAAUUAUUCUGUUCCCGAGGAACAGGGACCAGGAACCGUAAUAGGAAACAUUGCCAAAGAUGCUCAAAUUGGACCCGGUGAGAGGGGAAAGAAGUCCAACUUUAGGGUGUUGGAGAAUUCAGCCCCUCAUCUUAUUGAUGUGGAUCCCGAAAGCGGACUGCUGUACACCAAACAGAGGAUUGAUCGAGAAACCAUGUGUAGGCGGAACCCCAAGUGCCAGCUCUCUCUGGAAGUGUUUGCCAACGACAAGGAGAUCUGCAUGAUUAAAGUGGAAAUACAGGACAUAAACGACAACUCGCCGAGCUUCCCGUCUGAUCAGAUCGACAUCGACAUUGCCGAGAACGCGGCUCCAGGCACCCGAUUCCCACUGACAAGCGCUCACGACCCAGACUCCGGGGAGAACGGCUUAAAAACAUACCAGAUCACACGGGACGAUUACAACUUGUUUUCUCUGGAUGUGAAAUCGAGAGGAGAUGGCACUAAAUUCCCAGAGUUAGUUAUUCAGAGACCCUUAGACAGGGAGGAGCGGAGUCAUCAUACACUCAUAUUGACAGCAACUGAUGGAGGUGAAUAUCCAAGAUCUGGGACGAUGCAAAUUAAUGUCAAGGUUAUUGACUCCAAUGACAACAGUCCUAUGUUUGAGCAGCCGUCCUACGUGGUAGAGAUUCCUGAAAAUUCACCCCCAGGGAAAGUGUUGAUCGAUUUAAAUGCGACGGACCCAGAUGAAGGUAGCAAUGGGCAGAUAGUCUAUUCUUUCAGUGGUUACGCACCGGACAGAAUCAGGGAGCUGUUUUCCAUUGACCCUAGAACAGGUGUCAUAAAGAUUCAAGGGGAAAUAGACUAUGAGGAGAGUCCAGUUAUAGAGAUUGAUGUACAAGCAAAGGACCUGGGACCAAAUCCAAUACCAGGUCACUGUAAGGUGACUGUUAAGGUUGUUGAUAGGAAUGACAACUGGCCUUCGAUAGGCUUCGUCUCUGUUCGACAGGGAGCAGUCAGUGAGGCUUCCCCACCAGGAACUGUCAUAGCUCUGGUCAGAGUCACAGACGAAGAUUCUGGGAGACACGGGCAGCUCCAGUGCAGAGUGCUUGGGAAUGUGCCCUUCAAGCUGGAGGAAAAUUACGACAAUUUCUACACCGUAGUAACAGAUAGACCUUUAGAUAGGGAGGUGCAGGAUGAGUACAAUGUGACCAUAGUGGCCAGGGACAAUGGAAUCCCCCCCUUAAAUUCGACCAAAUCAUUUACAGUGAAAAUCCUGGAUGAAAAUGACAACGCACCCCGUUUUACCAAAACCGUUUACCUGCUGCAGGUGCCGGAAAAUAACAUCCCGGGUGAGUAUCUAGGUUCAGUUCUAGCUCAUGAUCCUGACCUUGGUCAGAACGGAACUGUGUCCUACUCCAUUCUACCAUCCAACGUUGGCGAUGUGUCCAUCUACACAUACGUGUCUGUCAACCCCACUAAUGGUGCCAUAUACGCUCUAAGGUCGUUUAAUUAUGAGCAGACAAAAUACUUUGAGUUUAAGGUCCUGGCGAAGGAUUCAGGGUCUCCUCACUUGGAGAGCAAUGCCACAGUGAGAGUCAGUGUUCUGGAUGUCAAUGACAAUGCUCCAGUCAUCGUCUUGCCCCUGCUGCAAAAUGACACGGCAGAAAUCCAUGUCCCCAGGAAUGUGGGGGUGGGACAUAUCAUCACCACAGUCAGGGCGGUGGACAAUGACUAUGGGGAAAGCGGUCGCCUAACGUAUGAGAUCUCGGAUGGCAAUGAAAAGAACUUGUUUGAGAUAGAUGCAGUCACUGGGGAGGUAAGGACCAUCCACCCAGUGUGGGAGGAGGUGGCUCCAGUUGUGGAGCUUAUAAUCAAGGUAGUAGAUCAUGGGAAGCCAACCCUUUCUGCUGUGGCCAAACUGAUCAUUAAGACUUACACGGGACCUCUGCCAGAAGGGGAACCUCGAAUCAACGAGGAACAGAAUAACUGGGACAUGUCUUUGCCCCUCAUCGUUACUCUCAGCAUCAUUUCAGUUAUGCUGUUGGCAGCCAUGAUUACCAUCGGCAUCAAGUGUAAGCGGGAAAACAAAGAAAUCAGGACCUACAACUGCAGAAUCGCAGAGUACUCUCACCCUCAGCUGGGCAAGAACAAGAAGAAAAAGAUCAAUAAGAACGACAUCAUGCUGGUUCAGAGUGAGGUGGAGGAGAGGGACGCCAUGAACGUCAUGAACGUGGUCAGCAGCCCCUCCCUCGCCACGUCCCCCGUGUAUUUUGACUACCAGACACGACUGCCGCUCAGCUCCCCCAGGUCAGAGGUCAUGUACCUGAAGCCCACCUCCAGCAACCUGACUGUUCCUCAAGGACACGCUGUGGGGUGUCACAGCAGCUUUACCGGGCCGGCCAACAGCAGCGCGGAGUCUCAGCCCAGCAGGAUGUCCAUAAUCCAGACAGACAAUUUUCCCGCAGAGCCCAAUUACUUGGGCAGCAGGCAGCAGUUUGUUCAAAGCAGCUCUACAUUCAAGGAUCCUGAGCGAGCGAGCCUUAGAGACAGUGGGCAUGGUGACAGUGACCAGGCUGAUAGUGACCAGGACACUAAUAAAGGGUCCUGCUGUGACAUGUCUGCCAAGGACACCCUCAAGAUGAAAGCCACCUCACUUAAGCCCCAACAUCUUGCACAGGAACAUGAAGAGUGUGUUAAUUGCACAGAUGAAUGCAGAGUGCUAGGUCACUCCGAUAGGUGCUGGAUGCCACAGUUCCCAGGGCCGGGAAACCAGGCAGAAGGCGCAGACUACCGUACCAACCUUUUCGUACCAGCCGGGAUGGAGACACUGUUGGAGGCAGAGACCUGCGAGACCAUCAAUCCCAACGGGAAAAAGACAUUCUGCACUUUUGGCAAGGAAAGGCGUGACCACACCAUUCUGGUAGCCAAUGUCAAACCGUACUUAAAAGCCAAGCGUGCUCUCAGCCCCCUCCUGCAGGAGGUCCCGUCAGCAUCAAGCAGCCCCACCAAAAUGUGCACGGCUCCCUGUACGUCCAGCCAAGUUCUCACAGACGGAGGUGAUGCCCAGUCGGGAAGCAGCCAGUAUGGACCCCCGGAUGGACAGUGCGUGUCACCAAAUAAACAGCUGAAGGACUCACCCUAUCUGCCCCCCGACUUCAUGUCCAAGACCCUGCUGGACGUCUCGUCCCGAGUCAGUCAGGACUCGUGCGAGAUGGACUGCGUGUUGGAGCAGUUGGACCGUGGCACCUUUGAGCGGCGCCAGGAUGCUGCCGAUUCGGACCAGGUAGCCCAGGACAUUGACAAGCUCUUGCAGGACUGCCAGGGAGGGAGCAAAGCCACAUCAGUGCAGAAGUGAAGCUUAGGAAACUGCACAGAAACACAGAAAAGGACAAAUGCUGGCAUUUCAAACAGGACAAAGCCAUUUGCAGUUAGAGAUGGUGCUGUCAGACACCGGGGGUUUUUUUGAGUGGUAGAAGAACGGCUUUAUAAUUCACAUCUUAAGUGCCCACCAGCUCUAAACGUUCACCUAAACGGCCCUGACCAUUUCUUCACACGUGGCAGAGGACAUGGAAGAAAGCUUCCACAGAGAUGUCUGCAGAGAUGGGCUCUUAAUUGUGACAAUCGAUGUAAACGCAGAAGCGUUCACCCCCCCACCCCCACCCCCGUGCGGUCUACGUGACCGAGAAACGUGUAUCUUCUCAUAUUUGGUGAUUAUUGAUGUUUGACAAGCAAAAAGUCGUCUUCUGUUCAAGUUUGGUGAGAAAGAAGAAAAGUUACCAUUCUUCAUUCACUAUUAAUAAUUGUCUGUGUAAGCUGUGUUCCCUAUUUAUCUGACACAUAGUACAUUCCAGAUUGGUGAAUAAAUAAAGAAAAGACACACAUUGGUGGUUGUGUAAGCUCCCCAUUCCUCAUGAUCUCCCAAGUAUAGUGAUGUUCACCUGUCUCACCCUCACACUUCCUGUAAAUAAGGGACUUGUUUCCUCUGCUCGGAGAAGAUGUGUAAGGCAUGUGAAAGCCAAAACACUUUUGUUAUUUUGUGGAAGGUACUGUAUAAUCCAGUUAAUAACAAAAAUGUCCAUGUUGCUUGUAAAGAAUUGACAAAAGUUUGCGUGCUGAAGUCUGGUGUUCAUCUGUAAACUUUAGAGGACACAGCUGUAAGGGGAUGGUUCCUUUGCAUUGUCACCACACCCAGUCUCAUCUAAUGUAUACAGUUUAAUGUGUUUACAUCCCAAUAACAUAUACUAUUGAUUUAUUGCAAUUUCUGUGCAUAUGAGCCAAAUUGUCAAGUGUAUAAGAGCUAUAUUGUGUAUUUUAUUAAAUUAAUAUAUCGUUGUGUUGCAAUAUACAUGGGCUUAUAAUGUAUUUGGCAGAUGUUGCCUAAGUAGCCGUCGAACUCUAUGAGUUUAUUUUCCGUUCCUCUGCUCCUCAUUCCACAGGAUUGGGUAGCAGUCCUUCAAGAGCAGAGCCUGGGGUACAUAAACUGCUCAAUCGCACGCGAGCCAACCUUCAGAGAAACAAUAGCCACAUGUGUAAGUCCGCCCCACUAGGCGAAACCAUUCCAAGGCAGCUAAAUACCAUUUUAAAUGUGUUUGUUUUUAAAGGGGAUAACCUGUCAUCUGCAGUUCACCGCAGACCUCUGUAUUACAAGCACCACAUGGGAUCUGCAGUUACAUCGGAGAAGGCAGUCUUAUUUAUUUUCUUCUUUUGAUAUAUAAGGACCAAAAUGGUUCCUUUUGAGCAGUUUAUGUAUUUUGUGUAAGUUCUUUAUCAUGUUAACAGUUACUACACAUUUGAUCCUACCUGUAACCACAACUCCCGGUCUAAUUUUGUAUCUUUUUUCUUUAUUUUGCUAAGCUCUGUUGUAGUACGUGGAGCAGAAUUUGCAUUGCUCAUUAAAAUUGUGUACAACAAA
Brienomyrus brachyistius is the source of this 5775-nucleotide messenger RNA. Its product is annotated as protocadherin-17-like. Gene Ontology annotation, biological process: homophilic cell-cell adhesion. NCBI's taxonomy places the organism in Eukaryota, Metazoa, Chordata, Actinopteri, Osteoglossiformes, Mormyridae. The coding region runs from base 823 to 4218 and encodes 1131 amino acids. The record is from RefSeq and is a predicted model, not a curated record. Gene Ontology annotation, molecular function: calcium ion binding. The transcript is spliced from 5 exons. Gene Ontology annotation, cellular component: plasma membrane.